Tripterygium wilfordii is the source of this 1958-nucleotide messenger RNA. Its product is annotated as ribonuclease 1-like. Bases 73 to 465 code for a protein of 130 amino acids. Gene Ontology annotation, molecular function: ribonuclease T2 activity; RNA binding. Gene Ontology annotation, cellular component: extracellular region. The record is from RefSeq and is a predicted model, not a curated record. Gene Ontology annotation, biological process: RNA catabolic process. The transcript is spliced from 2 exons. NCBI's taxonomy places the organism in Eukaryota, Viridiplantae, Streptophyta, Magnoliopsida, Celastrales, Celastraceae.
AUUGGAUGAUAUGAGCACUUAUUGGCCAAAUCUCCGCGAUUACAAAUACGUCUCUCAGUAUCGGAGAUAAAUAUGAACUUUUGGAAGUACCAAUGGGAGAGACAUGGAAUGUGUUUUUUGCAUCCUGACAGGCCUUCAUUUUAUUUUCAAGUCGCUAUAAAUCAAUGGAAGAAUCACAAUUUGCUGAACAUGCUAAAUACAGGAGGAGUUCGUCCCAAUAAUCGACAAUAUACACGAUUUCAUAUCGAAAGUAGUAUUGAGAAUCGGUUAAGAGUAGCUGCGCAAAUUGUUUGCAAUAGAGACGUUCAUGGAACUGUACAAUUGAAAGAGAUUAACAUAUGCUUCAUGAAGAAUGCUUCACUUAUGGCAUGUCCACAGUUCUCCAACGCCCAUCGUAACGACCCGAGUAGAAGACGAGAACUGAUAAAGUUCCCUACUCCUUAUCCAACUUCAAGACGAGGGUGAAGCCUGAAUUAGGAGCUUUCUCUUUCUCUCCCUAAUUUCAUCUGGGGAUGAAUAACUUUGCAAUGCCUGUUAACUUUACACUGAAGCCAAGCACUAGCAACAAGCGGGUGGGUUCGAAGCCCAUGUUGUUUGGUCCGCUGUCGUUGUAAGUGAGAGAAUGUGUGCCCAUAAAGAUAGUUAAUCAACAAUAAAAAGAAACAACCGGAAUAAUAACCAUUUCGGUUAUUAACCAUGUUGUGCUAAGAGUUAUCCCAAUCAAAUUAACCAUUUCGGCCAAUACCAAUUUUUCUUUUUUGAUAAGCAACAAUAUAUAUAUAAACCAAAGAAAGCAGAACGAUAGGGUAUCAAAUGGGAUGGCUUAAUAGAAUUGCAAAGAAAGCAGAAGGAAAAAAAACGAAGAGACGCAACCAACAGCUAACAAUAUAACAGGUUACAAUACAUGAAGAAUGACAUAAAAUAAAAAGGAAGGGGAAAAUGGCCUUCAAAGUGGUCAAGGUAGCAGCCAGUGGAGCCGAACAUUAGUGGUAGAGGAGUUGAAGGGAUCAAAUGGAAAACUGAGAAGCUCUGCAUCAAGAGGCAUUGAAUUGGAUUGGCACCAUGCUUGACAACUUGAAAUGGCACCAAGCUUGACAACUUGGCACAAUAGAGAUACAUGAACAUGAAUAGAAGCCAAAAAACCAUGAAAACUAGACCAUACUUGGCAAGCUUGACUGCGAUGGUGGUUGAAGAAGGAACGUUUGAAUAGAAAUAAUUCUAUUGAAAGUAGUUUACAAAUUAACUCUCUCUCUUGCAUUCCCCUUCCUUGUAUCAUUAUUCUCAAAAGGACAUUUAUAUGCCUUAAAAUCUAUAUGUAACAAUAUAUUUCUCCUACUUUUUAUACUUUUUAACAUUCUCUUUCUAAAGACAAAAUCUAUAUCUUGAUUUGGCGUGUCUAUAUGAAUUGGGGUGCUUGGGGACUCGUAUUUCUCUUGGCUUGCACCGUUGAACUACACCCUCUCAUUCAAAUCUCAUCUCCUCCGAGCCCAGUGUGUAGGUAGUCACAAGGGUAUUACGCUAAGUGGAGAUCGAACUCAAGACCUUUCGAGUCCAUACGGUUUGGUCCAAGAGAUUCACCACAAGACUAUCACCCAAGUACGUGGAUUUUAUAGCUCCAUAUAUGCUUCAACUUCUCUAAUACUUAGAAAAAUGGGCAUGCAAAAUAUAUUUCCAAAAAUGCAUUGGAAAUUAAUGAUGGCUAAUGUUUCUGAGCAAAAACAAAAGGAGUUAAUGCAUGAUUAACAUAUGAAUGUUGAGAAGGAAAUGAAACCUUACAUGUAUGGAAAAGAGGACAAAUAAAACAAAUAAAGAUCAGCCAACAAAAAUAUAUACCUAGGUAGGCAUUGACUUCAUCUCUACUUGAUUAGCUGUCGUCGUUGUUUUGUCUUUGUCCCUCUUAUGUGCCUUGCAAACCUUGACAUUGUAAUUCCCUUAACAUUUAGUGUAUAUUGUCUGAA